CAUCAUUGUUACUUACUGUACCGCGGAGCAAACGGACACGGUGCUAUAUACCGAUCGCACGAUGGCCAUGCCCGAAUCGACGUCACCUGCUGGGACGAAGCGUCCACAUCCCUCCACGACAGCAACAGCAACAGCAUCGGCAUCACCAGAACACAGCACCAAGAGGAGGAGGAUAAUCCACCAUGCGCUCAAGCAUGUGCAGCACAUUCCGCAAGAUAUCGAACCGGCGCCCCAGGACCCAGUCUUUGCGCAAGGCCAGCUCUUAAAGAGCAUCAGCGCCGCUCUCGUGAUGGUCGGCUACGACGCUGUCCUUCCCACCGCCCUCGAGAUGUUCCGCUCACACGUCGAAGAGUACAUGCUCAAAUUCCUCUCUCAUACACGAACCUCGAUGCACAACAACCGCCGAACAAUACCGACCGCGCUCGACUUCUCUCAGUCACUCGCAAACAUGCCCUCGUCACAUCUGCCACAGCUACUGCUCCCGCAACUUGCGCUAGACGUGCCUGAGGACAUAUCCUACCCCUCGAUACCAGAGCCCGAUCCAGCGCCUCCCAAAAUGGACGACUUCUCGAAGCUGCUCGAGCCGCUGAUUGAGCAGCAUCCACCGGCAUGGAUGCCUCGUCACUUCCCUCCACUACCGCCCAAGCACUCAUGGAAGGAGACCGCAGUAUUUCCACAACGAGAAACAGAUUCGCGCAAGCUGCGCGAGAAAGCAACGGAGGAAGGUGUGCUCGCGGAGCAGGCCUUGAGAAGACUGGCAGCUGCGGCUAAGUCUAGCGCGGUCCACGCGGAGAAGAAUCGGCAUAAUGCGCUGAGAGGUGAAGGCAAAGUUAGGAAUCCUUCACGCCCAGGUGGUAGAGCUGCCGCUAGAAAACACGAAGAUACGUUCGCAGAGAUGCUGAGGGAAGAGGGCGGCGGCGAUGAAGCAGCGGAACUUGCAAGUGACGCUGCAGAUACGAGGACGGGCGUGGAUCUGAGCAUGCCGGAAGGAGUAGUGGUCAAUCACCACAAUGCAUAUUGGAGACGGCCUGGGCAGAGGCGAGGCACGCGAACAUAGGCGGACCAUGCCUCACUUCUUCGUGCUCGCAAUAUAUCUGAUUCUGUCCCGGGAAGAGCACGAAAGUUGGGCCGUAUAUCUGACACCAUACUUUCGACCAAGUCCGAGGAGAUUGACGAGACCGACGGGCUCGAAACAGAGGACGAAGAAAGGGAGUAUUGCUACCACGGUUGCGAUACCCCGUAUGAUUCAGCGAAAAUGCUGAGAUGUGCCGGCGAGGACUGCGAGCAAAGAUGGUUUCAUUUUGAAUGCGCCGGCAUUGAAAAAGCAACAAAUGACAAAAAGUAGUAUUGUCAAGAGUGUUUGCUGGCAACAUUACACGCUUCAUCCGAGAAGGCGCAAGCCACUUUGCAAAGGCUCAGCGAGACAUCUUGACGCGAUUCCGUCGUCAUUGGAAGCCCUCGGCGUAGAAGCCGACAGGAAAAGCACGAGUACCUGGUAGCGGCGCAGAUGCUGAUAUUGCGACGCGGAGAUGGGCUUAGUGCUGGCGUAUCACUAGCGCGGCCUGUCGUAGCAUUGGGAAACUGCUACAGGCAAUAACGGAACAUGGCGUGCGAGCGUCCUUUUGAUGGGUAUCCGCGGCGUCUGUCACAGCUAGGCGUAGUCAGGCCGAAGAUCCAACCUGAACGCGAUAUUCGAAGACCCAGUUUUUAUUAAGCGCCGGCGCUGGCAGGGCUAUUAUUGUUACACUGUACAUUGAGGCAUAUGAGCUUGCCAACUGUAGUAUAAGAGUAGCAUCGUGGUUUCGUUCGUGUAGAAGAAGCGAGGUACCCACCGUUCCGACCAUGUUUGGUCGUACACCACGGAUUUCUC
This is a messenger RNA of Sphaerulina musiva SO2202, 1870 nucleotides long. RefSeq lists its product as uncharacterized. Gene Ontology annotation, molecular function: protein heterodimerization activity. The transcript has a single exon. The record is from RefSeq and is a predicted model, not a curated record. Gene Ontology annotation, biological process: transcription initiation at RNA polymerase II promoter. Gene Ontology annotation, cellular component: transcription factor TFIID complex. NCBI's taxonomy places the organism in Eukaryota, Fungi, Ascomycota, Dothideomycetes, Mycosphaerellales, Mycosphaerellaceae. The coding region runs from base 62 to 1057 and encodes 331 amino acids.